AUUGGUAGUCGGUCAACAUGGAUUCCACUAAAUAUAAGCCACCCAGAAUGCGGUUUCUAAAUGGACAGGAGUUCUGUCAUUAUGUUGGACUAGGAACUAUUCAGGACACGAAAGAGGUAGGGCCAGCACUAAGAGAUGCUAUAGAUAUUGGGUACCGUCACAUUGACUGUGCACCUCUUCAUCAAAACGAAGAAGAAAUAGGGAAGGUAUUACAUGAAAAAACAACUGCUGGCGACGGAACAAUUGAUCGGAAUGACUUCUUUAUUACAUCAAAGAUUUGGGGAACAAACUUAAAUCCAGAGAAAACAGAGAAGUCAUUCAGAAAAUCGCUAGCAGACCUUGAACUGCAAAUCCUAGAUCUGCUACUUAUUCAGGUUCCCUUUGGACUUAAGGAAGGAGACGAAAAUUUUCCGAAAGUGGAGGAUGGAACCUUUUGCCUAUCGGAUGUGGAUUAUACAAACACAUGGAAGGUGUUAGAGUCGCUGGUGGAUGAGGGUUCCGUCAGGUAUAUAGGUGUGUCAAACUUCAACUGUGCACAAAUGCAGAGGCUAUUGGAUACCCCGGGUCUGAAGUAUAGGCCAGUAUGUAAUCAGAUAGAGAUUUCACCUUACUAUGUCAACGAGAAUCUAAUCCAGUACUGUCAAAAAAGGGACACACAUGUUGUUGCGUAUGCGCCUCUCGGUGCUCCGGCCAGACUUUGGGUGAAAAAAGAGGAUCCUGUGCUUCUCGAGGAAGAUGUUAUUAAAAAGAUUGGCAAAAUACAUCAACGAACACCGGGUCAGGUUGUGCUACGCUGGGGAGUACAGAGAGGAUACUCAGUCAUACCGAAAAGUUCAAAUCCGAAGAGAUUAACUGACAAUUUACACAUAUUUGACUUUUCACUUACUGCCAGAGAAAUGGAGGAAAUAUCAGCACUGAACAAAAGCCAGAAAGCGUAUGGAUUUCAAGGUGCAAGAAAAAGUCUAAACUACCCAUUCAACGAGCCAACUCAUAUCGAACAAGGAGGGUCAGCGAUCCUGUAAAGCCUAUUAUUCUGAUGAUAUCUUUGUUCCGUCAACAUUGACAUUCUUCACGUCCAGAAUCUUUUAUAACAUCAUGAUAAGAAUAUUUCCUCGGUUACGCAGUCACUAUCUGAAAAAACAGAAUAGAACAUAUAUCGGUCAUAACUGUUUUCCGAAUUUAACCGUCAUAAUAUUGUCUGAAUAUGUUUAUAUGACGUUAAACAAAAAACAACCCUCAAAUAUCUCUGUUUUUAGCAAUCACGAGUGAAAUAUUAAGUACCCUAUUUACUUUCAAAUAUCAACAUUUCCAUUAUGAUAAAAUUGCCAUCUGAAAUUAUUACAGAAUUCCCGACAGAUUUAAAAUCAACUCUCGUCUCAACUCGUAACCAUAGCAACCACAAAUAUGUUUCCGCAAGAUACAGUGCUACUCGUUAUUUGAAAUGUGUAAUUGAAUUAAGUUAUCGAAAAGAACUAAAGUAGUUUUAAGCGUCAACAUAAGAAAUUAAUUUCAUUUUAAAUAGUCAUCAUGGAUAUGUUACUCAUUACUGUUUUAACAUAGUCUCCAGCACAUCAGUGUGUAUAUUUGUUUAUUGAUAAAUCUGAUUUAUUGAUAAACGGAACUGUUAAAGAAACAUUAUAUAACCUGAAGGCAGUUUGUUUAACAGACCCCUCUGAGGAAUACCCUUUUAUAAAGUAGUAACAAGUUUGUCACUGUUUCUCAAUGUGUGUAGACUGUAUCCUUACUGGCUGACUUGUUUUUAAACGAAGCUGAUUAUAUGGAAGAUGCUCUAAAACAGGCAGAAGAGACAUUCCCAGUUUGCCAUUUCUAGAUAAAUAAUGUCAACCCUAUUAACUUUACAACAAUUGCUAAACAAGUUGUAUCAACUUAUAUUAAUCACUCUUGUUGGUAAGGUGUACAGACACUUUAUCACUAGCCCUCCACCACUGGGUUGCGAGUUCGAAACCUACGUGUGGCAGUUGCCAGGUACUGACCGUAGGCCGGUGGUUUUUCUCCGGGUACUCCUUAAAUGACCUGGCUGUUAAUAGGACGUUAAACAAAACCAAACCAAAAUCACUCUUGUUGGUCCGGAUGAAAGCGAGAAAACCCACGUGAUCGGGCAGGGUUAUAUCAUAUUUGUACGCUAGCUUGAAAAAAGCUAUGAACUUUUAUAGUGUAAUAUCAGUGAAAUGACAUCCAUAAACAAUAGAUCUAUAUGUUAGAGAGGAUAUCAUUUGAAAUAAUCAGCUAUUGUUUGAAAAUGUGUGCUCAAACUGUGUGCCUUAGACCUACAUAAGAUCUUCCGACAGUAUCAAAGAAAUGAAGCAAGCUAACGGCUACGGUUGGUAAUCCGUGCUAAGUGUUGGAUGAGCACUUAGAUGUGUAAGCUCCUCAAAUUAUCCAUAAACAUUGUUAAACAUUGUACUAUCUUGGUUUCAAUGGAUUCGGCUUACAUCACAUCUGAUGAGGACUCAAUAUAGUUGGGAAAUUUCAUUGUUAUGUGUAAGCGGAAUGCUUACAGUUAUCAUGUUUUAUUUGUACAUGAGUUUAUUGACAUCUUGAUCUCUAUUGCUAUGGAAUUGAAAUA
Molecule: messenger RNA, 2587 nt
Organism: Pecten maximus
Lineage: Eukaryota; Metazoa; Mollusca; Bivalvia; Pectinida; Pectinidae
Product: aldo-keto reductase family 1 member B7-like
Exons: 10
Coding region: 18-1022 (334 amino acids)
Cellular component (GO): cytosol
Molecular function (GO): aldose reductase (NADPH) activity
Source: RefSeq, a predicted model, not a curated record